CAACCAAAACCAAACCCAUUUGGCCUACCUCUCCUAUAAAUGCCCCAUUGUGUUCAACCAUUGCAUAAUGCACUUGUGAGAGAAGAAACAGCUAUACAAUAUGGGUUCAAUUGUGAACAAUGGUGCUGCCAAGAGGCCUGAGUUGAUAGCUCAUGGAAUGCCAGAGGCACUCAAGCUGAACCAUAACUCUAUGAAGAGAUGCUUUGGUAAGCUUGUUGAGAAGGGGAAUAGGAGCUUGAAGCUCAAGCAAUUGAUGGAGGAAAUGGAGCAUGUGGAGGGUGUUCUUGCCCAUAUUUUCGCAUUUACUCAGGAGGCAAUUGUGACUCCUCCGUAUGUUGCUUUUGCUGUUCGACCAGAACCAGGGUGUUGGGAGUUUAUUCGAGUUAGUGCGCUCGAUCUCUCAGUCAAAUCUCUCACUUCUACUGAAUUUAUCAAAUUAAAAGAGAUUAUUUAUGACAAAGAAUGGGCAAAUGAUGAACAUGCAUUGGAAGUGGAUUUUGGAGCCAUUGAAUUCACAACUCCUCACUUAACCAUUCCCUCCUCAAUUGGAGAAGGUCUUAGCUACACUACAAAGUUUCUCACCUCAAACCUAAGUGGCAAAUUGGAGAAUGCACAACCGCUCGUCGAUUACUUGUUAUCCCUCGAGUAUCAAGGAGUGAAACUUAUGUUAAACGAAACUCUAAACACAGUUUCCAAACUUCAAACGACACUGAUUCUUGUGGAUAUUUUCCUCUCUACACUUCCUCCAGACACCCCUUACGAAAACUUCCAUCUUAGAUUGAAGGAGUGGGGUUUUGAGAAAGGAUGGGGAGACUGUGCUGGAAGAGUAAAGGAAACCAUGAGAUGUCUGUCUGACAUACUCCAAGCCUAUGAUCCAACACAAAUGGAAAAGUUCUUCAGCUGGCUUCCCACCAUUUUCAACAUUAUCAUCUUGUCUCCUCAUGGAUACUUUGGACAAGCUGAUGUUCUUGGUCUACCCGACACCGGAGGCCAGGUUGUCUACAUUCUUGAUCAAGUUAAAGCUAUGGAAGACGAACUUCUUCUCAGAAUUAAGCAACAAGGCCUCAAUUUCAAGCCUCAAAUUAUUAUCAUAACAAGACUUAUUCCAGACGCCAAGGGAACCAAAUGCAACCAAGAAAUCGAACCAGUCCUUGGGACUAAUUACUCUAAGAUUGUAAGGGUGCCCUUUAGAACCGAAAAGGGCAUCCUUCAUCGUUGGGUUUCUCGUUUCGAUAUCUAUCCUUUCCUCGAGAGAUUUGCUCAAGAUGCCACUGCCAAGAUAUUAGAUCUCAUGGGAGCAAAGCCAGAUCUAAUCAUUGGAAACUAUACAGAUGGGAAUCUUGUGGCAUCCCUCAUGGCCAGCAAGCUAGGAAUAACCCAAGCAACAAUUGCACAUGCCUUGGAGAAGACUAAAUAUGAAGAUUCAGAUCUUAAAUGGAAGGAAUUGGACUCAAAGUAUCACUUUUCAUGCCAAUUUACAGCUGAUAUUCUUGCAAUGAAUGCCACUGAUUUUGUGAUUGCAAGCACAUUCCAAGAGAUUGCAGGAAGUAAGAAGAAGCCAGGGCAAUAUGAGAGCCACGAGGCGUUUACGCUUCCGGGGCUGUACCGAGUGGUUUCGGGCAUCAACGUGUUCGAUCCAAAGUUCAACAUUGCAGCACCAGGGGCUGAUCAGUCAGUGUAUUUCCCUUACAUGGCUAAGGAAAGAUUCACAUCGUUUCAACCAGCAAUUGAGGAACUUCUUUUCAGUAAUGUUGAGAAUGAUGUGCAUAUAGGAUAUCUAGCAGAUAAGAAAAAACCGAUCAUAUUUACGAUGGCACGGUUCGAUGUCGUGAAGAACAUCACGGGAUUGGUUGAAUGGUUUGGGAAGAAUGAGAAGCUGAGAAAUUUGGUGAAUCUUGUUGUGGUUGGGGGAUUCUUUGAUCCUUCCAAAUCAAAGGACAGAGAAGAAAUGGCAGAGAUAAGAAAGAUGCAUGAAUUGAUUGACAAAUACCAACUCAAAGGGCAGAUCAGAUGGAUAGCAGCACAGACUGAUCGACGUCGUAACGGAGAACUCUACCGAUGCAUCGCCGACACGAAAGGAGCCUUUGUGCAGCCUGCUCUAUAUGAAGCUUUUGGUCUCACAGUGAUUGAGGCAAUGAACUCUGGCUUACCAACCUUUGCUACCAAUCAAGGAGGUCCAGCUGAGAUCAUAGUUGAUGGCAUCUCAGGCUUCCAUAUCGAUCCAAACAACGGCGCUGAAUCGAGCAAAAAGAUCGCUAACUUCUUCGAAAACUGCAAGAACGACCACGCCUACUGGACCAAAAUUUCGAACGGCGGCUUGAAACGUAUCGAUGAAUGCUACACUUGGAAAAUCUAUGCAAACAAGGUGCUUAACAUGGGUAGCACUUACACUUUUUGGAACCAAUUGAACAACCACCAAAAGCAAGCUAAGCAAAGAUACAUCCAAAUGUUUUACAAUCUUCUUUACAAGAAUUUGGUGAAGACCGUGCCGGUCGCUGUCGACGACACUGCGUAGCCAUCACAAGAGUAUGCAACCCAACAAACAUGACAAGCUUAAGCAAGAAAACUUUCUUUCAAGAAUGUUGCCUUUUCAACACAGUUUGUAAUUUCAAGCAGUCAUAUAUAUUAUGAUUGGAAUGUUUCCCUUUUCCCUUGUUGAAAUUGAAUAAAGGUUGUGUUCAUCUUGAGUUGAACACAAAUGGAGAUUCUUGUGUUCA
Cucurbita maxima (winter squash) is the source of this 2717-nucleotide messenger RNA. RefSeq names its product sucrose synthase 5-like. NCBI's taxonomy places the organism in Eukaryota, Viridiplantae, Streptophyta, Magnoliopsida, Cucurbitales, Cucurbitaceae. Gene Ontology annotation, molecular function: sucrose synthase activity. The transcript is spliced from 13 exons. Gene Ontology annotation, biological process: sucrose metabolic process. Bases 101 to 2515 code for a protein of 804 amino acids. The record is from RefSeq and is a predicted model, not a curated record.